This is a messenger RNA of Manis pentadactyla (Chinese pangolin), 4238 nucleotides long. RefSeq names its product inositol 1,4,5-trisphosphate receptor interacting protein (gene ITPRIP). Bases 930 to 2585 code for a protein of 551 amino acids. Gene Ontology annotation, cellular component: membrane. Gene Ontology annotation, molecular function: protein kinase inhibitor activity. The transcript has 2 exons. Lineage: Eukaryota; Metazoa; Chordata; Mammalia; Pholidota; Manidae. The record is from RefSeq and is a predicted model, not a curated record.
AUGUAGGAAUUAUUUAAGGCCUUCCGGUCCACAUCCAAGGGCUGCGGGGCUGGGGCAGGUCACAAAGGGAAGGCAGCAGGUCGUGGCACAGCUGCAGUUAACCGUCGCGGUCCCGGUUCCCUCGGGUCUAAAACAGGGUCUGACUAACUUCACGCCGGACACAGGCUUCAGUCACUUCAGCGACGCCAUAGAGGAAAGCGUUUGCUCACCAUCCUCCCGUGUGCCUGGACAUCGAGAGAGAAAGGCAGGGCGCAUUCACGUAUCAUUAAAUCUGCUGAGUUGUUUUAAUCCACUCAAGAUUCGAAAGAGAAAAGGCCCGGCAUUGUGGCUCGACGUAUAUUUCCCUCCAGAGGACCAACUCGGUGGCCCUGGAGUCCUCCCGCUUGUAAAACGCGCGCGGGGUAGCGCGCAGUACUCGCGGGGCCUGAACGCCUUCACUUCCGCCGCCCAGGGCCGACUUUUAAGGGCGUCCUCGCCGACUGCUGGCCCGCUCUCCGGGUUACCGUACGGGUCCGCAGUCUCGCCACGUCCGCCCCCAGCUCCGCUGUCCUCCCUGGGCUUCCUGGGGGGUCGGCGGGCAGCCCUCCUCGGCGGACGCGGCCCGGGCCCCCUAACCCACACGGUCCUCCUUAAGGAGCUUGCGCAGCCCGGAGUAGAGGCGGGUGUUUUGUUCUCAUAAGGAGGUAAAAGUUUCGGUGACAUCAGGAAAUGAGUAACUCCGGGGCCCAUUAGAGCCACGCGGAUGGAGGCCCGAGGGCGGGAGCCGGCUGGGGCAUCGCCGCCCCUGGCCCUCUAACUGCCUGGCCGGACGCUCCGCCGCAGCCGCGGUAGAACCGCGGCGACCCGGCCCAGGGACCCGCGCGUGCAGCCUGGGCUUGCGCGUCCUUCCCGCCACGGGGAGCGGGACGAAGACGGAGGAAAGCCCCAGCAUGGCACUGGAGCUCUUCCGGGUGUGUCUGGUGGUGGUGACAGCCAUCGUCAACCACCCUCUGCUUUUCCCUCGGGAGAACACCACCGUGCCCGAGAAUGAGGAGGAGAUCAUCCGCAAGAUGCAGGCGUACCAGGAGGAGCUGCAGCUGGAGCAGCUACGCCUGGAGGAGGACGUGGCACGGCUGGCGGCCGAGAAGGAGGCCCUGGAGCAGGUGGCGGAGGAGGGCCGGCAGCAGAAUGAGAACCGCAUCACCUGGGACCUGUGGAGCACCCUCUGCAUGAUCCUCUUCCUGGUGAUCGAGUUGUGGCGGCAGGACCACCAGGACGGGCCCUCACCCGAGUGCCUGGGUGGCACCGAGGACGAGCUGCCUGGCCUGGAGGGUGCACCCCUCCGGGGCCUCACCCUGCCCAACAAGGCCAUGCUAGACCACUUUCAUGAGCGUUGCAUACGGGGAGCCACAGCCGAUGCGACUCGUACACGCGAGUUCGUGGAAGGCUUUGUGGAUGACUUGCUGGAAGCUCUGAGAAGCCUCUGCAACCGGGACACAGACAUGGAGGUGGAGGAUUUCAUUGGCGUGGACAGCAUGUAUGAGAACUGGCAGGUGGACAGGCCGCUGCUGUGCAAACUCUUUGUGCCCUUCAUGCCCCCAGAGCCCUACCACUUCCAUCCAGAGCUCUGGUGCUCCAACCAUUCCGUGCCCUUGGAUCGCCAGGGUUAUGGCCAGAUUAAGGUGGUCCGGGCUGACGAGGAUAUGCUGGGCUGCAUCUGCGGCAAGACCAAACUUGGGGAGGACAUGCUGUGUCUCCUCCACGGCAAAAACAACUCAGUGCAGCCUGGCUGCGAGGCAGAAGACCCACUGUGUGCCCGAGAUUCCCCAUAUCUGGACACAGUGCAGGUCAUGAAGUGGUUUCAGACAGCUCUCACCAGAGCCUGGCACCGCAUUGCCCACAAAUAUGAGUUUGACCUGGCCUUUAACCAGCUGGACACCCCAGGGUCCCUCAAGAUCAGGUUCCGCUCAGGCAAGUUCAUGCCUUUCAAUGUGAUUCCUGUGAUCCACUGUGAUGACUCGGACCUGUACUUUGUCUCCCACCUUCCCAGGGAGCCCUCUGGGGGGACCCCAGCAUCCAGCACUGACUGGCUCUUGUCCUUCGCUGUCUACGAGCGACACUUCCUUAGAACAAUGUCAAAGAGGCUGCCUGAGGGUGCCUGCCACCUCACCUGCUUGCAGAUCACCUCCUUCCUGCUCUCCAAGCAGAGCCGCCUAACCGGCCCCAGCGGACUUGGCGGCUACUACGUGAAGACAGCCCUGUUGCACCUCCUGCUCUCCCGGCAGGCUGCUGACUGGAAGGCUGAGCAGCUGGAUGUGCGUCUGCAUGAGCUGCUCUGCUUCCUGGAGAAGAGCCUACUGGAGAAGAAGCUCCAUCACUUCUUUAUUGGCAACCGAAAGGUACCCAACACCGUGGGACUGCCCGAGGCCAUUCGCAGGGCCGAGCCUCUCAACCUCUUCCUGCCGUUCGUCCUGCAGCGAAGUCUCUACCGCAAGACGGUGGACUCGUUCUAUGAGCUGCUCAAGAACGCACCAGCACUCAUUAGCGAGUAUUCCCUACAUAUCCCCUCAGACCAUGCAAGCCUGCCCCAAAAAGCUGCUGUCUAAUAGCCCAUCCAGGACCCAGGACGCACAUCCACACCUCAGGGGCAUCAGCAGGCCCCGUCCUGGAAGAAUGGCAGGCUUUGCUGGGAGCCUUGGCUCCCAGAGAAGCCAGGCCCUAUGGUGCAGGGGAAACAGAAUUCCAAGCCAGAAGCUGGAUUGCUUUCAUGCCAUGGGAGUCUGCUGGUGAGGCUUUGUCUGGGUUUGGAGACCAAUCCUUACAACUUGCUUUUGGAUCCCCAGGAAUGGCCAGGAUGAUGACAGAACACUCUGGACACUGAAUUAAUGACAUACAAACAUUCAUUUGGGUAUGAUUCUUUUUACAUCCCAGGUCAGUCUUUACUUAAAUAUCAUAGAGGAUCUACAGGAAUGCAAAUGGAUCCAUGUUAAGACCACACACCCUGAUUUCCAAUAACACUUGGCCCUAGGCAUCUGCAACCAAAGCACUAAUAGGGACACAUGUGGGGAUUUCCAGCCUUCAUUCAUAGUCCACACAAUAGGGGUCCCACUGUGGUUACUAUUUUUUAUACUAUUUGGAGAAAAGACCUGGUGGAGAUUCAAGGCCCCAGUGGCUAACAUCUCUUGCACAGAAGUGGUGCUUGGUGGCUGAGAGAGGUUUAAGUUGGCCACUUUUUCAGCUAAAAAUCUCACUUGGUGCAUUCCCUUCUCUCUGCUCCUUCCCCCAACAUGCUGUGUCCAAGCCCUGUGGGUCCCACAUACCAUGUUGGGUAUAAGUCCAGCAGCCCCUCACUCCUCAUUAUUCUCUCCACAGAUGGUCUCUCUGACCAUCAGUGUGGUGGGGGGCUGAGGGGGUUGCAGCUACUAAAGGUAAAAGCUGAAAGAGAGACACAGGGUGACUGGGGCAAAGGACAGAGCCUGGUACCCAGGGUGCUGAGUUAUAGCUCACAGUCUGGCCUCUGAUGCCCAGAUCAGACAAAGUGCAGAGCUAAGAGGUGAGAGAAGCCGCAGCCCUGAGUUUUCCUCAGGAUCCCAAUCCUAGAGCAGGACAUGACUGGAAACAAGAGCCACUGUGGAAACCUGGCUCCAUCUGUAGGCCCCAAGCUGUUCACUCCAGUGAGGCUCCCUCACCACACAGAACCCCCCUUUCUAGAUGAGCCUUGCCAGCCACAUAGAUGACCAGGACCCAAAGAGCCCAACAGAGGGCCGGCUGACUGGGAACACAUAGGGCAGCCCUCGCGGCCCAGCCCGCGGGCCUUGGCCUCGUCUCCAGCCUGGGUCAGCGGGGUUGGGAAGUCCCUCCCUCCACUGGUGGCAUCACUGGCCCAUGGGGGGUUACUCUCUCAGCGUUACCUCAGUAGCCCUUGUGAGGGCCAAGGAGGAAGCAAGAAUGAGGGCACCUGCACCAGCACUAGGUUCUCCUGCCAGAGUUCAAGCUGGCCGUGCCUCCUAGACGCCAUGCUCACUUACAGGGGGUGUCAGGCUCACCAGGACCUGAAGAAGGAUCCUACUCCAGAGGUGCUCUCGCCUGCCUCGGAGUGUUCUAGAGAACGGACAGUCUGCCUGACAGCGCUAACUCACAGCGGGAGGCUGGGCUCUGCUGGCAUGGAAGCCUGUAGGAAGCCUUGCAUGUGAGCUGGAGUCAGACUGAGCUCCAGAGAAUGAGCCUGCCCACAUGGUCUCCCACUGAAGCCCCAAGCC